Ananas comosus (pineapple) is the source of this 1980-nucleotide messenger RNA. RefSeq names its product proline-rich receptor-like protein kinase PERK1. NCBI's taxonomy places the organism in Eukaryota, Viridiplantae, Streptophyta, Magnoliopsida, Poales, Bromeliaceae. The transcript is spliced from 9 exons. Bases 183 to 1634 code for a protein of 483 amino acids. Gene Ontology annotation, molecular function: protein kinase activity; ATP binding. Gene Ontology annotation, biological process: protein phosphorylation. The record is from RefSeq and is a predicted model, not a curated record.
GAUUUGUCUUGGAAACGACAAAAGCGGAUUAGAUUUGACUUCAAGCCAACAUUACAGGAGAAUCAAAAAUCUCAUUCCCAAGCUAGCCUAAAUCCAAAAAAGAGAAAUUAAUCAUUGUUCCCUUCUAAUUUUUCUCUCCCUCUCUACCAAAAGAACCUGAGAAGAAGGACUAGAAUCGGGAGAUGCCUUGCAACUGCGACUUCCAGAAGCUGAAGCCGCUGCUGCGCUUCCCUCUCGCCUUCCUCGCCCUUGGGCUGUCUGCCUGCGGCUGCGCCACAGUACUCGUCGGGUUGGUUGGAGGGUUCAUAUUCCGGCGAUGCGAACUUCCGAAAGUCAUCGUGCAGCUCGGUCUCUUGCUCAUGGAAGCCCCCUGCUUCGUCUUGAGGACUUUCAAAACAACUGAACGAUCCGAUGGACAAACGAGAGAAGUGCAAUAUGACACUGCACCAUGGGCACCGGAGCGCAAUGAAUCUCCAUCAAGCGACCAUGUCGUCAAAAUGCUGCCAAUACCAACACCACCGCCGUCGUUCUCGUCACCGCCACCUCAUGCAAAAGUUAGCAAUAUCAGAUCAGCGAAUUCACUGACUCCAUCUAUAGUUGUCGGCUAUCCUAACAUUGGCUUUAGCCGCUUCACCUACGAAGAAUUGGCAGCUGCAACAGGUGGCUUCACGAAUGGUAAUCUCUUAGGGGAGGGCGGUUUUGCGUACGUGCAUAAAGGGAGGCUCACAGAUGGCAGAGAAGUUGCUGUAAAGCAGUUGAAGGCCGAGAAAGGGUGGGCGGAGAGCGAUUUCCAUGUCGAGGUUGAUGUCAUAAGCCAUGUGCAUCAUAAACACCUCGUUAGCUUGAUUGGAUGCUGCAUCACAAAGGAAAAUAUGCUUCUCGUGCUUGAAUACGUUCCGAAUAAGACUUUGCAUCAUCACUUACAUGGGAAAGGCAAGUCUAUCAUCGAUUGGCCAACUAGAUUAAAGAUUGCUGUUGGUUCUGCUAGAGGGCUGGCGUAUUUGCAUGAGGAGUGCCAACCAAGGAUUGUUCAUCGUGAUAUUAAGGCAGCCAAUAUUCUUUUAGAUCAUUCAUUCGAGGCAAAGGUUGCAGAUUUUGGUAUCGCAAAGUUUAUCAAUGAUGGCAACACCCAUGUUUCGACUCGUAUAAUGGGAACUAUUGGAUAUUUAGCUCCGGAGUAUGCUUCUACGGGCCAACUUACUGAUAAAUCCGACGUUUUCUCCUUCGGAGUGAUGCUUCUUGAGCUGAUCACUGGAAGACAACCUGUUAUGAGGAGUGCUAACUCAACACUCCUCAGUGGUUUGGUCGAUUGGGCAAGGCCUUUGCUGACGAGAGCAUUGCACGAUGGAAACUACGACGCCCUCGUCGAUCCGCGGUUGGCGACAAACUAUGAUCCUAACGAGAUGAAGCUAAUGGUUGCUUGUGCCGCUGCUUGCGUGCAGCACUCGGCACCGCAUCGGCCACGGAUGAGUCAGGUCGUGCAAGCAUUGGAAGGGGUUAUAUCACUCGAGGAUCUGAUUAAUGAUGCAGCUCAACACAAUCAAAUUGCAAUACAAAUUUCGGAUGAGAUCUUCAACGCAACUACAAGCAGUACAAUGGAAUCAUGGACGGAUUCGAAGGAUUCAUCUCAUUAAUGGAGUUCAAAAGACAUUAGUAUGAGGCCAUUCAUGUUAGAAACUAAUGCUCAGGAGCACAUAAUAUCUUUCUCUUCAUGUAUUUUACACAUGUUUUUUUCUCAUAUGUAUUUAUCCAUAGUUAUUACCCAAGUUCUUUAAUGUUGCCAUCUAACAUGAGAAAGAUUGUGAAAAAAAAGAUCAUUUUUCUUUGACAUGAAAGAAAAGCAUAGAAUUUUCUUCUCUUUUUUUUGACUCAUCAGAUGUAAUUUUCAGACGUAAAGUGUAACUGUGUCUGAACAGCUAAACUUGCUUUCAAUUGCGAAGCGAAGAUCGAAAUUGGAAUGAUGUUAUAGUUCUUUUUCCA